AUGCCCUGUCAUUUUGCAAGGAGCUGCCCCCGGCUUGCUGCACUGCACGCCCACGAACCCUGGGUAUCAAUCGGAUGGGGUUUGGCUUGUUCUGAUUCUCGACGUCCGGGCGACCCAGAGAGAGGAGAGAGCAGAGCAGAGAGGAAAGAGGAGAUGCGAUCGAGGAACCCCUUUGCCUGCCUUGGGCUUGGUGUGGUGUCCUUUGCGUCUCCUCUGGUCUGCUCCGAUCUGGUAGAGAAGGGCUUCGUGGCUGAUUCUCGCGAUGUCAUCGUUCUCGCUGCGUGGGUGGACCGAGGGACAUCAGAGCUGAGUCGAGUACCUUGUGCCCGGCCCGGAUACCUGGCGUAUUGUAUUGUCCAGUGCAGUACUGCUUUGCUUGCUUCCUUUGCCCUUGGGUACCAGUCCAUCUAUUGCCUAGCGAGUAGUCAGGAGUCAAGAUCUAGGUCAUCUAGGUAG
Molecule: messenger RNA, 456 nt
Organism: Cadophora gregata
Lineage: Eukaryota; Fungi; Ascomycota; Leotiomycetes; Helotiales; Ploettnerulaceae
Exons: 1
Coding region: 1-456 (151 amino acids)
Source: RefSeq, a predicted model, not a curated record